Syzygium oleosum is the source of this 501-nucleotide messenger RNA. RefSeq names its product early nodulin-75-like. The record is from RefSeq and is a predicted model, not a curated record. The transcript has a single exon. Bases 1 to 501 code for a protein of 166 amino acids. Lineage: Eukaryota; Viridiplantae; Streptophyta; Magnoliopsida; Myrtales; Myrtaceae.
AUGUCUCCAAAAACCAUCUUAGUGCUCUUCCUGCUUACAGUGGUGCUGACCACUGCCACUCUCGCCGACGAUGGCAAACCUCAGAAGAAGCCGCCACCGAAAAAGAAACCUCCAAUGGAAGAAACCACCACCCUUGAUGAGGAAACCCUGACCACCUUGGAUGGUGGCAAGAAGAAACCUCCAUUGGAGAAAACCACCAUUAUUGAUGAGGAAACCCUGACCACCUUGGACGGCGGCAAGCCUCCCAAGAAGAAGCCUCCACCGAAAAAGAAACCUCCGACGGAAGAAACCACAAUCCUUGAUGAGGAAACCCUGACCACCUCGGAUGGUGGCAAGAAGAAACCACCACCGAAAAAGAAACCUCCAAUGGAAGAAAACACCACCCUUGGCGAGGAAACCCUGACCACCUUGGACGGCGGCAAGCCUCCCAAGACGAAGCCGCCGCCGAAAAAGAAGCCUCCAAUGGACGAAACCUUGGCCGCCAUGGACGGUGGGCGUUGA